CAUAUGCUCCUCAUCAGCUCAUUAUCUGGUGGACGGGAAAGAUAUGAAAAUUCCUCCCUGAAGCCGAUGUUAUGAAUGCAGAGGGGAAAAAAAGACGCUUAAAUGAGACGACUGUCGAUUUUAUCAGCACAAAACAAGCCAGUUUAAUGAGAAUGGAAGGUUUUGUAGGAAAUAAACCCAGACUUUAUCCUGCAAUCCUGUUGACUGUAAUACUUCUGACUCCGGCAGCAACACAGACUGCAUUUUAUACAGCACAGGAAUCGUCACCGACCACACUGUCCUCUUCAAGUGAAGAUGCAAGUUCAACACCAUCCACCAGUUCAACACCUUUGACAUCGGUCAUUUCUGAAUCUGAGUUAUCUUCUACAACAAGCUCAUUUAUUCAUUUAAAAACAAAUCAUUUAUCAUCAUUUCCAGCCUCAGAUGAAACCGUGGCUUCAUUUUCAACAACUGAAUACAACUCCACAACUAUUCUAGAAACGUCUACAGGAAAUACAACCAAAACAAGCCCAAUCACAUCUCCAACUGAAGAAUCAACUAAAAUCACUUCUGUAUCCUCAAGUGAAGGCACACAUUCAUCAUCAACGACCCAAUCAACAACAACCUUUACAUCUCUUACCUCCAUAAUUUAUCUGACAUCAAGCACUAAAGAAGACACGUCGACAGAGGACAACAAAACUGGACAAUCGACAGAAAAAUCAGAAGUGCCAAGGAGUACAAGUCCAUCUUUUUCCACUGCAACAAAAAUCUCCAACAAAAGUCCAGUAGUUUCUUUAACAGAACAACCAGAAGAGCUGACUCGUUUCUUCUCAACUGAAGAUGUCCACUCUACACCAUCCACCUUUUCAACAUCCACAAUAGUGACACCUCAUCAACCAGUCACUUCUAAAACUACCAAAGCAAGCGUAACAGCAUCCAUAUCAGUUAAAAUAACUGCAGAAUCUUCUGAAUCUUCACCAUCACAAGACCAAACGAGUCAGCAAGUCUCCAAAAAUAUGCUACCAACCUUCACUGGAAAUACACCUGAAACAAGUACAGCAGAAGAUUUCUCAUCAGAAUUUCCAACCAAAGAUGAAACCAUGACUUCAUUUUCAACAACUGAGCACAUCUCCACAACUGUACUAACACCGUUCACAGGAAGUGCACUUCAAACUUUUCCUACAACAGAUGCACCCACCCAAAGAUCUCCUUUAUCCUCAACUGAAGGUAGGCAAUCACCAUCAACCUUUCAAUCAGCAACAAUGUCUCUUGCCUCUAUAAAUACUGAUUCUGCAGUGCUUACCACAUCAGGAACAAAUAAAUACACACCAGUAGACAUAACUGAACAAACCAGUGGAACUUCAGAAGCGUCAAGAAAGACAAGUCAACAAAUCCCAGUAUAUUCUUCCACACCAGUAGUAGUAACAACAGAAAACACAAUCCAAACAAGCUCCACCAUGUCUACAACAGAGAAGUCCUCUCAUUCCGCUGUGUCUUCCUCAACUGAAGAUGUCAGGUCAACACAAUCCACCUACUCAACAUCUAUGCCUUUAACAGCUUAUCUAACAGUAAGUUCUGAAACUACAGAACCUACUUCAACAGAGUACACAUCAAGUAAAGUAACUGGACACACUUCUGAAUCUUCACCUGCACCAGAUGAAACAAGUCAGCAAUCAUCAGCAUUUCCAAUCACAGAUGAAACCAUGGCUUCAUUGUCAACAACUGAACACAUCUCCACAGCUAUGCUAACACCGUUCACAGGAAGUCCAACUGAAACAUUUCCAACAACAAAAGUAUCAACACAAGUAACUCCUUUAUUCUACACUGAAUUUAGAUCCAUGUCAGUUACGGCUACAGCAACAGAGAGCACAAUUCAAACAAGUCAAGUGGUCUCUGCAACAGAGGAAUUACCUCAUCCCACUGUGUCCUCCUCAACUGAAGAUGUUCAUUCAACACCAUCCACCUACAUAACAUCUAUACCUUUAACACAUUAUCCAUCAGUCAGUUCUGAAACUAAAGAACCAACUUCAACAGAGUAUACAUCAAGUAAAAUAACUGGACACACUUCUGAAUCUUCACAUGAACCCGACCAAACAAUCCAGCAAUCAUCAGCAUUUCCAACCACGCAUGAAACCAUGGAUUCAUUUCCAACAACUGAAUACAAAUCCACAACUAAACUACCAUCAUUCACAGGAAGUACAACUGAAACAUUUUCAACAAUAGAAUUCAGAUCCACAUUAGUAGUGUCAAUGGCAACAGAGAGCACAAUACAAACAAGCCACACAGUCCCUACAACAGAGGAAUCAGCUCACUCUACUGUGUUCUCAACUGAAGAUGUCAAUUUGACACCAUCAACCUACUCAACAUCUAUGCCCUUAACACCCCAUCCAUCAGUCAGUUCUGAAACUACAGAACCAACUUCAACAGAGUACACACCAAGUAAAAUAACUGGACACACUUCUGAAUCUUCACCUGCACCAGACCAAACAAUCCAACAAUCAUCAGCAUUUCCAACCACAGAUGAAACCAUGGCUUUAUUGUCAACAACUGAACACAUCUCUAUAGCUAUGUUAACACUGUUCACAGGAAGCUCAACUGAAACAUUUCCAACAACAAAAGUAUCCACACAAGCAACUCCUGUGGUCUCCUCUGAAGGGACACACUCACCAUCAACUACUGAGUCAACAACAACUUUAACAUCUCUUACCUCUAUAAUUACUGACUCUGCAGCACCCAUUACUUCAAGCACUAAUAGAUACACAUCAACAGACAUGAUUUCUACAGGAGUAACAACUCCUUCAUUUCCAACAACAGAUUUCCGAUCCACACCAGUAGUGACCACAGCAACAGAAAGCACAAUCCAAACAAGUCAAAUGCUCUCCACAGCAGAGGAAUCAACUCAUUCCACUGUGUCCUCCUCAACUGAAGAUGUCCAUUCAACACUGCCCACCUACUCAACAUCUAUGCCCUUAACACCCCAUCCAUCAGUCAGUUCUGAAACUAUAGAACCAACUCCAACAGAGUACAUGUCAAGUGUAUCAACUAGACAAACUUCUAAAUCUUCACUAGCAACAGACCAAACAAGUCAGCAAGCAACCACAGAUGAAACAUUGGCUUCAUUUUCAACAUCUGAAUACAAGUCGUCAACCAUACUACUAACAUUCACAGGACGUCCAACUGAAACAUUUCCAACAACAAAAGUAUCCACACAAGUAACUCCUUUAUUCUCACCUGAAGGGACACAAUCACCAUCAACUACUGAGUCAGCAACAACUUUAACAUCUCUUACCUCUAUAAUUACUGACUCUGCAGCACCCCUUACCUCAGGCACUAAUGGAUACACAUCAACAGACAUAACUUCCAUGGGAGUAACAGCUCCUUCAUAUCCAACAACAGAUUUCCGAUCCACACCAAUAGUGACCACAGAAACAGAAAGCACAAUCCAAACAAGUCAAAUAAUCUCUACAACAGAGGAAUCAGCUUAUUCCACUUCGUACUCCUCAACUGAAGAUGUUAAUUCAACACAAUCCACCUACUCAACAUCUAUGCCUUUAACACCUCAUCCAUCUGUCAGUUCUGAAACCACAGAACCAAUUUCAACAGAGUACACAUCUAGUAAAGUAACUGGACACACUUCUGAAUCUUCACCUGCACCAGACCAAACAAUCCAACAAUCAUCAGCAUUUCCAACCACAGAUGAAACCAUGGCUUUAUUGUCAACAACUGAACACAUCUCUAUAGCUAUGCUAACAUCGUUCACAGGAAGCGCAACUGAAACAUUUCCAACAACAAAAGUAUCCACACAAGCAACUCCUGUGGUCUCUUCUGAAGGGACACAGUCACCAUCAACUACUGAGUCAGAAACAACUUUAACAUCUCUUACCUCUAUACUUACUGACUCUGCAGGACCCAUUACCUCAAGCACUAAUAAAUACAUAUCAGUAGACAUAACUUCUACAGGAGAAACAGCUCCUUCAUUUCCAACAACAGAUUUCCGAUCCACACCAGUAGUGACCACAGCAACAAAAAGCACAAUCCAAACAAGUCAAGUGGUCUCUGCAACAGAGGAGUCAGCAUAUCCCACUGUGUCCUCCUCAACCGAAGAUGUUAAUUCAACACAAUCCAUAUACUCAACAUCUAUGCCCUUAACACAUUAUCCAUCAGUCAGUUCUGAAACUACAGAACCAACUUCAACAGAAUCAGCUCAUCCAACUAUAUAUUCAACUGAAGAUGUCCAUUCAACACCAUCUCCCUCCUCAACAUCUAUGCUUUUAACACCUUAUCCAGACAGUUCUGAAACUACAGAACCAAUCUCAAAAGAGUACACAUCAAGUAAAAUAACUGGACAGACCUCUAAAUUUUCAGCAUCACCAGACCAAACAAGCCAACAAUCAUCAGCAGUUUCAACCACAGAUGAAACCAUGGAUUCAUUUCCAACAACAGAUUUCCGAUCCACACCAAUAGUGACAAAAGCAGCAGAAAGCACAAUCCAAACAAGUCAAGUGGUCUCUGCAACAGAGGAAUCAGCUCAUUCCACUGUGUUCUCCUCAACUGAAGAUGUCCAUUCAACACAAUCCACCUACUCAACAUCUAUGCACGUAACACCUUAUCCGGACAGUUACAAAACAACAGAAGCAACUUCAACAGAGUACACAUCAAGUAAAACAACUGGACACACUUCUGAAACUUUAAUUACAGGACGUCCAACUGAAACAUUUCCAACAGCAGAAGUAUCUACACAAGUAACUCAUGUGUUCCCAACUGAAGGGACACACUCAUCAUCAACUACUGAGUCAGCAACAACUUUAACAUCUCUUACCUCUAUAAUUACUGACUCUGCAGCACCCAUUACUUCAAGCACUAAUAGAUACACAUCAACAGACAUGAUUUCUACAGGAGUAACAACUACUUCAUUUCCAACAACAGAUUUUAUAUCCACACCAGUAGUGACCACAGCAACAGAAAGCACAAUCCAAACAAGUCAAAUGCUCUCCACAGCAGAGGAAUCAACUCAUUCCACUGUGUCCUCCUCAACUGAAGAUGUCCAUUCAACACUACCAACCUACUCAACAUCUAUGCCCUUAACACCUCAUCCAUCAGCCAGUUCUGAAAUUACAGAACCAACUUCAACAGAGUACACAUCUAGUAAAGUAACUGAACACACUUCUGAAUCUUCACCUGCAGCAGACCAAACAAGCCAGUUGUCAGCAUUUCCAACUACAGAAGAAACCAUGGCUUCAUUUCCAACAACUGAACACAUCUCCACAGCUAAGCUAACACCAUUCACAGGAAGUGCAACUCAAACGUUUCCAAUAUCAGAAGUAUCCACACAAGUAACUCAUGUGUUCUCAACUGAAGGGACACAAUCCCCAUCAACUACUGAGUCAGCAACAACUUUAACAUCUCUUACCUCUAUAAUUACUGACUCUGCAGCACCCAUUACUUCAAGCACUAAUAGAUACACAUCAACAGACAUGAUUUCUACAGGAGUAACAACUCCUUCAUUUCCAACAACAGAUUUCCGAUCCACACCAGUAGUGACCACAGCAACAGAAAGCACAAUCCGAACAAGUCAAAUGCUCUCCACAGCAGAGGAAUCAACUCAUUCCACUGUGUCCUCCUCAACUGAAGAUGUCCAUUCAACACUGCCCACCUACUCAACAUCUAUGCCCUUAACACCCCAUCCAUCAGUCAGUUCUGAAACUAUAGAACCAACUCCAACAGAGUACACAUCUAGUAAAGUAACUGAAUACACUUCUGAAUCUUCACAUGCACCAGACCAAACAAGCCAACAAUCAUCAGCAUUUUCAACCACAGAUGAAACCAUGGAUUCAUUUCCAACAACAGAUUUCCGAUCCACACCUGUAGUGACCACAGCAGCAGAAAGCACAAUCCAAACAAGUCAAAUAGUCUUUACAACAGAGGAAUCAGCUCAUUCCACUGUGUCCUCCUCAACUGAAGAUGUCCAUUCAACACAAUCCACCUACUCAACAUCUCUGCCCUUAACACCCCAUCCAUCAGUCAGUUCUGAAACUACAGAACCAACUUCAACAGAGUACAUGUCAAGUGUAUCAACUAGACAAACUUCUAAAUCUUCACUAGCAACAGACCAAACAAGUCAGCAAGCAACCACAGAUGAAACAUUGGCUUCAUUUUCAACAUCUGAAUACAAGUCGUCAACCAUACUACCAACAUUCACAGGACGUCCAACUGAAACAUUUCCAACAACAAAAGUAUCCACACAAGUAACUCCUUUAUUCUCACCUGAAGGGACACAAUCACCAUCAACUACUGAGUCAGCAACAACUUUAACAUCUCUUACCUCUAUAAUUACUGACUCUGCAGCACCCCUUACCUCAGGCACUAAUGGAUACACAUCAACAGACAUAACUUCCAUGGGAGUAACAGCUCCUUCAUAUCCAACAACAGAUUUCCGAUCCACACCAAUAGUGACCACAGAAACAGAAAGCACAAUCCAAACAAGUCAAAUAAUCUCUACAACAGAGGAAUCAGCUUAUUCCACUUCGUACUCCUCAACUGAAGAUGUUAAUUCAACACAAUCCACCUUCUCAACAUCCAAGCCUUUAACACCUCAUCCAUCUGUCAGUUCUGAAACCACAGAACCAAUUUCAACAGAGUACACAUCUAGUAAAGUAACUGGACACACUUCUGAAUCUUCACCUGCACCAGACCAAACAAUCCAACAAUCAUCAGCAUUUCCAACCACAGAUGAAACCAUGGCUUUAUUGUCAACAACUGAACACAUCUCUAUAGCUAUGCUAACAUCGUUCACAGGAAGCGCAACUGAAACAUUUCCAACAACAAAAGUAUCCACACAAGCAACUCCUGUGGUCUCUUCUGAAGGGACACAGUCACCAUCAACUACUGAGUCAGAAACAACUUUAACAUCUCUUACCUCUAUACUUACUGACUCUGCAGGACCCAUUACCUCAAGCACUAAUAAAUACAUAUCAGUAGACAUAACUUCUACAGGAGAAACAGCUCCUUCAUUUCCAACAACAGAUUUCCGAUCCACACCAGUAGUGACCACAGCAACAAAAAGCACAAUCCAAACAAGUCAAGUGGUCUCUGCAACAGAGGAGUCAGCAUAUCCCACUGUGUCCUCCUCAACCGAAGAUGUUAAUUCAACACAAUCCAUAUACUCAACAUCUAUGCCCUUAACACAUUAUCCAUCAGUCAGUUCUGAAACUACAGAACCAACUUCAACAGAAUCAGCUCAUCCAACUAUAUAUUCAACUGAAGAUGUCCAUUCAACACCAUCUCCCUCCUCAACAUCUAUGCUUUUAACACCUUAUCCAGACAGUUCUGAAACUACAGAACCAAUCUCAAAAGAGUACACAUCAAGUAAAAUAACUGGACAGACCUCUAAAUUUUCAGCAUCACCAGACCAAACAAGCCAACAAUCAUCAGCAGUUUCAACCACAGAUGAAACCAUGGAUUCAUUUCCAACAACAGAUUUCCGAUCCACACCAAUAGUGACAAAAGCAGCAGAAAGCACAAUCCAAACAAGUCAAGUGGUCUCUGCAACAGAGGAAUCAGCUCAUUCCACUGUGUUCUCCUCAACUGAAGAUGUCCAUUCAACACAAUCCACCUACUCAACAUCUAUGCACGUAACACCUUAUCCGGACAGUUACAAAACAACAGAAGCAACUUCAACAGAGUACACAUCAAGUAAAACAACUGGACACACUUCUGAAUCUUUAUUUACAGGACGUCCAACUGAAACAUUUCCAACAGCAGAAGUAUCUACACAAGUAACUCAUGUGUUCCCAACUGAAGGGACACACUCACCAUCAACUACUGAGUCAGCAACAACUUUAACAUCUCUUACCUCUAUAAUUACUGACUCUGCAGCACCCAUUACUUCAAGCACUAAUAGAUACACAUCAACAGACAUGAUUUCUACAGGAGUAACAACUACUUCAUUUCCAACAACAGAUUUUAUAUCCACACCAGUAGUGACCACAGCAACAGAAAGCACAAUCCAAACAAGUCAAAUGCUCUCCACAGCAGAGGAAUCAACUCAUUCCACUGUGUCCUCCUCAACUGAAGAUGUCCAUUCAACACUACCAACCUACUCAACAUCUAUGCCCUUAACACCCCAUCCAUCAGUCAGUUCUGAAACUACAGAACCAACUUCAACAGAGUACACAUCUAGUAAAGUAACUGAACACACUUCUGAAUCUUCACCUGCAGCAGACCAAACAAGCCAGUUGUCAGCAUUUCCAACUACAGAAGAAACCAUGGCUUCAUUUCCAACAACUGAACACAUCUCCACAGCUAAGCUAACACCAUUCACAGGAAGUGCAACUCAAACGUUUCCAAUAUCAGAAGUAUCCACACAAGUAACUCAUGUGUUCUCAACUGAAGGGACACAAUCCCCAUCAACUACUGAGUCAGCAACAACUUUAACAUCUCUUACCUCUAUAAUUACUGACUCUGCAGCACCCAUUACUUCAGGCACUAAUAGAUACACAUCAACAGACAUGAUUUCUACAGGAGUAACAACUCCUUCAUUUCCAACAACAGAUUUCCGAUCCACACCAGUAGUGACCACAGCAACAGAAAGCACAAUCCGAACAAGUCAAAUGCUCUCCACAGCAGAGGAAUCAACUCAUUCCACUGUGUCCUCCUCAACUGAAGAUGUCCAUUCAACACUGCCCACCUACUCAACAUCUAUGCCCUUAACACCCCAUCCAUCAGUCAGUUCUGAAACUAUAGAACCAACUCCAACAGAGUACACAUCUAGUAAAGUAACUGAAUACACUUCUGAAUCUUCACAUGCACCAGACCAAACAAGCCAACAAUCAUCAGCAUUUUCAACCACAGAUGAAACCAUGGAUUCAUUUCCAACAACAGAUUUCCGAUCCACACCAAUAGCGACGACAGCAACAGAAAGCACAAUCCAAACAAGUCAAAUAGUCUUUACAACAGAGGAAUCAGCUCAUUCCACUGUGUCCUCCUCAACUGAAGAUGUCCAUUCAACACAAUCCACCUACUCAACAUCUCUGCCCUUAACACCCCAUCCAUCAGUCAGUUCUGAAACUACAGAACCAACUUCAACAGAGUACAUGUCAAGUGUAUCAACUAGACAAACUUCUAAAUCUUCACUAGCAACAGACCAAACAAGUCAGCAAGCAACCACAGAUGAAACAUUGGCUUCAUUUUCAACAUCUGAAUACAAGUCGUCAACCAUACUACCAACAUUCACAGGACGUCCAACUGAAACAUUUCCAACAACAAAAGUAUCCACACAAGUAACUCCUUUAUUCUCACCUGAAGGGACACAAUCACUAUCAACUACUGAGUCAGCAACAACUUUAACAUCUCUUACCUCUAUAAUUACUGACUCUGCAGCACCCCUUACCUCAGGCACUAAUGGAUACACAUCAACAGACAUAAAUUCCAUGGGAGUAACAGCUCCUUCAUAUCCAACAACAGAUUUCCGAUCCACACCAAUAGUGACCACAGAAACAGAAAGCACAAUCCAAACAAGUCAAAUAAUCUCUACAACAGAGGAAUCAGCUUAUUCCACUUCGUACUCCUCAACUGAAGAUGUUAAUUCAACACAAUCCACCUUCUCAACAUCCAAGCCUUUAACACCUCAUCCAUCUGUCAGUUCUGAAACCACAGAACCAAUUUCAACAGAGUACACAUCUAGUAAAGUAACUGGACACACUUCUGAAUCUUCACCUGCACCAGACCAAACAAUCCAACAAUCAUCAGCAUUUCCAACCACAGAUGAAACCAUGGCUUCAUUUCCAACAACUGAACACAUCUCCACAGCUAUGCUAACACCGUUCACAGAAGGUGCAGCUCAAACAUUUUCUACUAGAGAUAUGUCUACUCAAAUAACUUUGUUAUCCUCAUCAGAAGGCACACAUUCACCAUCAACUACUCAGUCAGCAACAACUUUAACAUCUCUUAUCACUAUAAUUACUGACUCUGCACCACCCGUUACCUCAAGCACGAAUAAAUACACAUCAGUAGACAUAAUUGAACAAUUUACUGAAACGUCAGAACUGUCAACCAGAACAAGUCAGCAAUCCCCAGGAUCUGCUUCCACAGCUCCUUCAUUUCCAACAACAGAAUUUAGAUCCACAUCAGUAGUGAUCACAGUGACAGAAAGCACAAUCCAAGCAAGUCAAGUGGACUCUACAACAGAGGAAUCAGCUCAUUCCACUGUGUUUUCCUCAACUGAAGAUAUCAGUUCAACACCAUCCACCUACUCAACAUCUACGCAUUUAACACCUUAUCCAUCAGUCAGUUCUGAAUCAACUUCAACAGAGUACACAUCAAGUAGUAUAACUGGAUCAUCUUCAAAACCUUCAGAAGCACCUGACCAAACAAGCCAACAAUCAUCAGCAUUUCUGACCACAGAAGAAACCAUGGCUUCAUUUCCAACAACUGAACACAUCUCCACAGCUAUGCUAACACAGAUCACAGGAAAUGCAACUGAAACAUUUCCAACAGAUGUAUCCACACAAGUAACUCCUUUAUUCUCAACUGAAGGGAAACAAUCACCAUCAACUACUGAGUCAGCAACAACUUUAACAUCUCUUACCUCUAUAAUUACUGAUUCUGCAGCACCCAUUUCCACUAGCACUAAUAAAUACACAUCCGUAGACAUAACUUCCACAGGAGAAACAGCUCCUCCAUUUCCAACAACAGAUUUCCAAUCCACACCAAUAGUGACAACAGCAACAGAAAGCACAAUCCAAACAAGUCAAGUGGUCUCUGCAACAGAGGAAUCAGGACAUCCCACUGUGUCCUCCUCAACUGAAGAUGUCCAUUCAACACAAUCCACCUACUCAACAUCUAUGCCCUUAACACAUUAUCCAGACAGUUACAAAACAACAGAACCAACUUCAACAGAGUACACAUCAAGUAAAACAACUGGACACACUUCUGAAUCUUUAUUUACAGGACGUCCAACUGAAACAUUUCCAACAGCAGAAGUAUCUACACAAGUAACUCAUGUGUUCCCAACUGAAGGGACACACUCACCAUCAACUACUGAGUCAGCAACAACUUUAACAUCUCUUACCUCUAUAAUUACUGACUCUGCAGCACCCAUUACUUCAAGCACUAAUAGAUACACAUCAACAGACAUGAUUUCUACAGGAGUAACAACUACUUCAUUUCCAACAACAGAUUUUAUAUCCACACCAGUAGUGACCACAGCAACAGAAAGCACAAUCCAAACAAGUCAAAUGCUCUCCACAGCAGAGGAAUCAACUCAUUCCACUGUGUCCUCCUCAACUGAAGAUGUCCAUUCAACACUACCAACCUACUCAACAUCUAUGCCCUUAACACCUCAUCCAUCAGCCAGUUCUGAAAUUACAGAACCAACUUCAACAGAGUACACAUCUAGUAAAGUAACUGAACACACUUCUGAAUCUUCACCUGCAGCAGACCAAACAAGCCAGUUGUCAGCAUUUCCAACUACAGAAGAAACCAUGGCUUCAUUUCCAACAACUGAACACAUCUCCACAGCUAAGCUAACACCAUUCACAGGAAGUGCAACUCAAACGUUUCCAAUAUCAGAAGUAUCCACACAAGUAACUCAUGUGUUCUCAACUGAAGGGACACAAUCCCCAUCAACUACUGAGUCAGCAACAACUUUAACAUCUCUUACCUCUAUAAUUACUGACUCUGCAGCACCCAUUACUUCAGGCACUAAUAGAUACACAUCAACAGACAUGAUUUCUACAGGAGUAACAACUCCUUCAUUUCCAACAACAGAUUUCCGAUCCACACCAGUAGUGACCACAGCAACAGAAAGCACAAUCCGAACAAGUCAAAUGCUCUCCACAGCAGAGGAAUCAACUCAUUCCACUGUGUCCUCCUCAACUGAAGAUGUCCAUUCAACACUGCCCACCUACUCAACAUCUAUGCCCUUAACACCCCAUCCAUCAGUCAGUUCUGAAACUAUAGAACCAACUCCAACAGAGUACACAUCUAGUAAAGUAACUGAAUACACUUCUGAAUCUUCACAUGCACCAGACCAAACAAGCCAACAAUCAUCAGCAUUUUCAACCACAGAUGAAACCAUGGAUUCAUUUCCAACAACAGAUUUCCGAUCCACACCAAUAGCGACGACAGCAACAGAAAGCACAAUCCAAACAAGUCAAAUAGUCUUUACAACAGAGGAAUCAGCUCAUUCCACUGUGUCCUCCUCAACUGAAGAUGUCCAUUCAACACAAUCCACCUACUCAACAUCUCUGCCCUUAACACCCCAUCCAUCAGUCAGUUCUGAAACUACAGAACCAACUUCAACAGAGUACAUGUCAAGUGUAUCAACUAGACAAACUUCUAAAUCUUCACUAGCAACAGACCAAACAAGUCAGCAAGCAACCACAGAUGAAACAUUGGCUUCAUUUUCAACAUCUGAAUACAAGUCGUCAACCAUACUACCAACAUUCACAGGACGUCCAACUGAAACAUUUCCAACAACAAAAGUAUCCACACAAGUAACUCCUUUAUUCUCACCUGAAGGGACACAAUCACUAUCAACUACUGAGUCAGCAACAACUUUAACAUCUCUUACCUCUAUAAUUACUGACUCUGCAGCACCCCUUACCUCAGGCACUAAUGGAUACACAUCAACAGACAUAACUUCCAUGGGAGUAACAGCUCCUUCAUAUCCAACAACAGAUUUCCGAUCCACACCAAUAGUGACCACAGAAACAGAAAGCACAAUCCAAACAAGUCAAAUAAUCUCUACAACAGAGGAAUCAGCUUAUUCCACUUCGUACUCCUCAACUGAAGAUGUUAAUUCAACACAAUCCACCUUCUCAACAUCCAAGCCUUUAACACCUCAUCCAUCUGUCAGUUCUGAAACCACAGAACCAAUUUCAACAGAGUACACAUCUAGUAAAGUAACUGGACACACUUCUGAAUCUUCACCUGCACCAGACCAAACAAUCCAACAAUCAUCAGCAUUUCCAACCACAGAUGAAACCAUGGCUUUAUUGUCAACAACUGAACACAUCUCUAUAGCUAUGCUAACAUCGUUCACAGGAAGCGCAACUGAAACAUUUCCAACAACAAAAGUAUCCACACAAGCAACUCCUGUGGUCUCUUCUGAAGGGACACAGUCACCAUCAACUACUGAGUCAGAAACAACUUUAACAUCUCUUACCUCUAUACUUACUGACUCUGCAGGACCCAUUACCUCAAGCACUAAUAAAUACAUAUCAGUAGACAUAACUUCUACAGGAGAAACAGCUCCUUCAUUUCCAACAACAGAUUUCCGAUCCACACCAGUAGUGACCACAGCAACAAAAAGCACAAUCCAAACAAGUCAAGUGGUCUCUGCAACAGAGGAGUCAGCAUAUCCCACUGUGUCCUCCUCAACCGAAGAUGUUAGUUCAACACAAUCCAUAUACUCAACAUCUAUGCCCUUAACACAUUAUCCAUCAGUCAGUUCUGAAACUACAGAACCAACUUCAACAGAAUCAGCUCAUCCAACUAUAUAUUCAACUGAAGAUGUCCAUUCAACACCAUCUCCCUCCUCAACAUCUAUGCUUUUAACACCUUAUCCAGACAGUUCUGAAACUACAGAACCAAUCUCAAAAGAGUACACAUCAAGUAAAAUAACUGGACAGACCUCUAAAUUUUCAGCAUCACCAGACCAAACAAGCCAACAAUCAUCAGCAGUUUCAACCACAGAUGAAACCAUGGAUUCAUUUCCAACAACAGAUUUCCGAUCCACACCAAUAGUGACAAAAGCAGCAGAAAGCACAAUCCAAACAAGUCAAGUGGUCUCUGCAACAGAGGAAUCAGCUCAUUCCACUGUGUUCUCCUCAACUGAAGAUGUCCAUUCAACACAAUCCACCUACUCAACAUCUAUGCACGUAACACCUUAUCCGGACAGUUACAAAACAACAGAAGCAACUUCAACAGAGUACACAUCAAGUAAAACAACUGGACACACUUCUGAAACUUUAAUUACAGGACGUCCAACUGAAACAUUUCCAACAGCAGAAGUAUCUACACAAGUAACUCAUGUGUUCCCAACUGAAGGGACACACUCAUCAUCAACUACUGAGUCAGCAACAACUUUAACAUCUCUUACCUCUAUAAUUACUGACUCUGCAGCACCCAUUACUUCAAGCACUAAUAGAUACACAUCAACAGACAUGAUUUCUACAGGAGUAACAACUACUUCAUUUCCAACAACAGAUUUCCGAUCCACACCAAUAGUGACCACAGAAACAGAAAGCACAAUCCAAACAAGUCAAAUAAUCUCUACAACAGAGGAAUCAGCUUAUUCCACUUCGUACUCCUCAACUGAAGAUGUUAAUUCAACACAAUCCACCUUCUCAACAUCCAAGCCUUUAACACCUCAUCCAUCUGUCAGUUCUGAAACCACAGAACCAAUUUCAACAGAGUACACAUCUAGUAAAGUAACUGGACACACUUCUGAAUCUUCACCUGCACCAGACCAAACAAUCCAACAAUCAUCAGCAUUUCCAACCACAGAUGAAACCAUGGCUUCAUUUCCAACAACUGAACACAUCUCCACAGCUAUGCUAACACCGUUCACAGAAGGUGCAGCUCAAACAUUUUCUACUAGAGAUAUGUCUACUCAAAUAACUUUGUUAUCCUCAUCAGAAGGCACACAUUCACCAUCAACUACUCAGUCAGCAACAACUUUAACAUCUCUUAUCACUAUAAUUACUGACUCUGCACCACCCGUUACCUCAAGCACGAAUAAAUACACAUCAGUAGACAUAAUUGAACAAUUUACUGAAACGUCAGAACUGUCAACCAGAACAAGUCAGCAAUCCCCAGGAUCUGCUUCCACAGCUCCUUCAUUUCCAACAACAGAAUUUAGAUCCACAUCAGUAGUGAUCACAGUGACAGAAAGCACAAUCCAAGCAAGUCAAGUGGACUCUACAACAGAGGAAUCAGCUCAUUCCACUGUGUUUUCCUCAACUGAAGAUAUCAGUUCAACACCAUCCACCUACUCAACAUCUACGCAUUUAACACCUUAUCCAUCAGUCAGUUCUGAAUCAACUUCAACAGAGUACACAUCAAGUAGUAUAACUGGAUCAUCUUCAAAACCUUCAGAAGCACCUGACCAAACAAGCCAACAAUCAUCAGCAUUUCUGACCACAGAAGAAACCAUGGCUUCAUUUCCAACAACUGAACACAUCUCCACAGCUAUGCUAACACAGAUCACAGGAAAUGCAACUGAAACAUUUCCAACAGAUGUAUCCACACAAGUAACUCCUUUAUUCUCAACUGAAGGGAAACAAUCACCAUCAACUACUGAGUCAGCAACAACUUUAACAUCUCUUACCUCUAUAAUUACUGAUUCUGCAGCACCCAUUUCCACUAGCACUAAUAAAUACACAUCCGUAGACAUAACUUCCACAGGAGAAACAGCUCCUCCAUUUCCAACAACAGAUUUCCAAUCCACACCAAUAGUGACAACAGCAACAGAAAGCACAAUCCAAACAAGUCAAGUGGUCUCUGCAACAGAGGAAUCAGGACAUCCCACUGUGUCCUCCUCAACUGAAGAUGUCCAUUCAACACAAUCCACCUACUCAACAUCUAUGCCCUUAACACCUUAUCCAAACAGUUCCAAAACAACAGAACCAACUUCAACAGAGUACACAUCAAGUAAAACAACUGGACACACUUCUGAAUCUUUUGUUACAGGACGUCCAACUGAAACAUUUCCAACAGAAGAAGUAUCUACACAAGUAACUCAUGUGUUCUCAACUGAAGGGACACACUCACCAUCAACUACUGAGUCAGCAACAACUUUAACAUCUCUUACCUCUAUAAUUACUGACUCUGCAGCACCCAUUACUUCAAGCACUAAUAGAUACACAUCAACAGACAUGAUUUCUACAGGAGUAACAACUCCUUCAUUUCCAACAACAGAUUUCCGAUCUACACCAGUAGUGACCACAGCAACAGAAAGCACAAUCCAAACAAGUCAAAUGCUCUCCACAGCAGAGGAAUCAACUCAUUCCACUGUGUCCUCCUCAACUGAAGAUGUCCAUUCAACACUGCCCACCUACUCAACAUCUAUGCCCUUAACACCCCAUCCAUCAGUCAGUUCUGAAACUAUAGAACCAACUCCAACAGAGUACACAUCUAGUAAAGUAACUGGACACACUUCUGAAUCUUCACCUGCAGCAGACCAAACAAGCCAGACGUUGUCAGCAUUUCCAACUACAGAUGAAACCAUGGCUUCAUUUCCAACAACUGAACACAUCUCCACAGCUAUGCUAACACCGUUCACAGGAAGUGCAACUCAAACGUUUCCAACAUCAGAAGUAUCCACACAAGUAACUCAUGUGUUCUCAACUGAAGGGACACAAUCACCAUCAACUACUGAGACACCAUCAAAUUUAACAGCUCUUACCUCUAUAAUUACUGAUUCUGCAGCACCCAUUUCCGCUAGCACUAAUAAGUACACAUCAACAGACAUAACUUCCACAGAAGAAACAGCUCCUCCAUUUCCCACAACAGAUUUCCAAUCUACACCAAUAGUGACCACAGCAACAGAAAGCAUGAUCCAAACAAGUGAAAUGGUAUCUGCAACAGAGGAAUCAGCUCAUUCCACUGUGUCCUCCUCAACUGAAGAUGUCCAUUCAACACAAUCGACCUACUCAACAUCUAUGCCUUUAACACCUCAUCCAUCUGUCAGUUCUGAAACCACAGAAACAACUUCAACAGAGUACACAUCUAGUAAAGUAACUGGACACACUUCUGAAUCUUCACCUGCACCAGACCAAACAAUCCAGCAAUCAUCAGCAUUUCCAACCACAGAUGAAACCAUGGCUUCAUUGUCAACAACUGAACACAUCUCUACAGCUAUGCUAACAUCGUUCACCGGAAGCGCAACUGAAACCUUUCCAACAACAGAAUUUAGAUCCACAUCAGGUGUGACCACAGCGACAGAAAGCACAAUCCAAACAAGUCAAAUAGUCUCUACAACAGAGGAAUCAGCUUAUUCCACUGUGUCCUCCUCAACUGAAGAUGUCCAUUCAACACCAUUCACCUACUCAACAUCUAUGCCCUUAACACCCCAUCCAUCAUUCAGUUCUGAAACUACAGAACCAACUUCAACAGAGUACACACCAAGUAAAGUAACUGGACACACUUCUAAACCUUCAGAAGCACCUGAUCAAACAAGCCAACAAUCAUCAGCAUUUCUGACCACAGAUGAAACCAUGGCUUCAUUGUCAACAACUGAACACAUCUCCACAGCUAUGCUAACACAGUUCACAGGAAGUGCAACUGAAACAUUUCCAACAGAUGUAUCCACACAAGUAACUCCUGUGUUUUCAUCUGAAGAGACACAAUCACCAUCAACUACUGAGUCAGCAACAACAUCUCUUAACACUGUAGUUACUGAUUCUGCAGCACCCAUUUCCACUAGCACUAAUAAAUACACAUCCGUAGACAUAACCUCUACAGGAGUAACAGCUCCUCCAUUUCCAACAACAGACUUUCGAUCCACACCAAUAGUGACCACAGCAGCAGAAAGCAUAAUCCAAACAAGUCAAGUGGUCUCUGCAACAGAGGAAUCAGCUCAUUCCACUGUGUUCUCCUCAACCAAAGAUGUCCAUUCAACACAAUCCACCUACUCAACAUCUAUGCCCUUAACACAUUAUCCAGACAGUUACAAAACAACAGAACCAACUUCAACAGAGUACACAUCAAGUAAAACAACUGGACACACUUCUGAAUCUUCAUUUACAGGACGUCCAACUGAAACAUUUCCAACAGCAGAAGUAUCUACACAAGUAACUCAUGUGUUCCCAACUGAAGGGACACACUCAUCAUCAACUACUGAGUCAGCAACAACUUUAACAUCUCUUACCUCUAUAAUUACUGACUCUGCAGCACCCAUUACUUCAAGCACUAAUAAAUACACAACUGAACAAUCUACUGAACCGUCAGAACUUUCAACAGGAGCAAGUCAGCAAUCCCCAGGAUCUGCUUCCACAGGUCCUUCAUUUCCAACAACAGAAUUUAGAUCCACCUCAGCUGUGACCACAGCGACAGAAAGCACAAUCCAAACAAGUCAAAUGCUCUCCACAGCAGAGGAAUCAGCUCAUUCCACUGUGUCCUCCUUAACUGAAGAUGUCCAUUCAACACCACCCACCUACAUAACAUCUAGGCCCUUAAAACCCCAUCCAUCUGUCAGUUCCGACACUACAGAACCUACUUCAACAGAGUACACAUCAAGUGUAUUAACUGGACAGACUUCUAAAUCUUCAUUAGCAACAGACCAAAUAAGUCAGCAAGCAACCACAGAUGAAACAUUGGCUUCAUUUUCAACAUCUGAAUACAAGUCGUCAACCAUACUACCAACAUUCACAGGACGUCCAACUGAAACAUUUCCAACAACAAAAGUAUCCACACAAGUAACUCCUUUAUUCUCAACUGAAGGGACACAAUCACCAUCAACUACUGAGUCAGCAACAACUUUAACAUCUCUUACCUCUCUAAUUACUGACUCUGCAGCACCCAUUACCUCAAGCACUAAUAGAUACACAUCAACAGACAUAACUUCUACAGGAGUAACAGCUCCUUCAUUUCCAACAACAGAAUUCCGAUCCACACCAAUAGUGACCACAGAAACAGAAAGCACAAUCCAAACAAGUCAAAUAAUCUCUACAACAGAGGAAUCACCUCAUUCCACUGUGUCCUCCUCAACUGAAGAUGUCCAUUCAACACAAUCCACCUACUCAACAUCCAAGCCAUUAACACCCCAUCCAUCAGUCAGUUCUGAAACUACAGAACCAACUUCAACAGAGUACCUGUCAAGUAAAGUAACUGGACACACUUCUGAAUCUUCACAUGCACCAGACCAAACAAUCCAGCAAUCAUCAGCAUUUCCAUCCACAAAUGAAACCUUGGCUUCAUUGUCAACACCUGAAUACAAAUCCACAACAGCAAUCACAGGAAGUGCAACACAAACAUUUUCUACGAGAGAUGUGUCAACACAAAUUACUCUGGUAUCCUCCAAUGAAAGCACACAGUCACAAUCAACCACCCAAUCAGCGACGACUUUAACAUCUCUCCGCUCUAUAAUUACUGAUACAGAAGCAUCAAGAAAGACAAGUCAGCAAUCCACACCAGUAGUGACGACAGAGACAGAAAGCACAACCCAAACAAGUUCAAUAGUUCCAACUGAAGAUGUCCAUUCAACAUCCUCUUUCUCAACCUUUAUGCCCUUAACACUUUCUUCAUCAGUCAGUUCUGAAACUACAGAAACAACCUUAACAGAGUACACAUCAAGUAAAAUAACUGGACAGACAUCUGAAUCAACACAAGCACCAGAAAGUCAGCAAUCAACGACAUUUCCAAGCACACAUAGUUCCACAACCAUGCUACUAUCCUCCACAGGAAGUUCAACUAUAUCAUUACCCAUGACAGACACAAACAGUGUUUCUACACAGCGCACUUACUUUACUUCUCAAAAUCUGUUACCUUCCACUUCUGAAUCAAUCAAAUCAACGGUGGAACCCAGUCCUGGAUACACAGUAAAUGAAACACUUUCGCCACCAAACAAUUUCAGCUCCACGACCCUGAAAACAUCGCCAGUGGGUCCAAACCAUACAACUGUAUCAACCACACCUCUAUCCUCGACCAUCAGUGCAACUUCUUUUCAGAGCUCUACAGCUGAUCAACAAUCCACAACGUUACCUUCUACCAGUUCACCAAAUUCUGUAUCAACAAGUGAAUCUUCUCCAUCAACUAUCAUCACUACUGACACCGUAAUAAGCUGUACAGAUUGCCAGUGUAACGGUGCACCAUGUUUUUUUAACGUGGCUUCUGGGUUGUGUGAGUGCAAUUGCAGUGAUUCCACUUAUGGUGAUUCGUGUAGUUUUGCAGCCAACACAAGACCUGUUAUUAUUUCUGAGGAGAGUCCUACGAGAAAGGCAAACAUUUCUUUGAGAAUUUUAAAGGAAUAUAAUCCUGACUUUGAGAAUUUGAACUCCGAGGCAUCCAAAAGAUUGAUUUCAGUCCUAUCACAUGAGCUUUCUGGCAUUUGUAGAAGAGCAGCACCACAAAACUUCAGAGAUGUAAAGAUCCUCAGUUUAUUACCUGGAAGCAUCAUCGUCAGAAGCCUUGCACAAUACAACUAUCCCAACAACCAAUCCCAAAUAGAUUUCCUCAACAAGGAUCUAGAAUCCACUCUGACAAAGUUGUUUAAUAGUUCAGAUACGCUUCAACAUUUAAGCCAAGCACUUGGAAAUGUUUCUGUUCAGGAUACAGAAGUUCUAAUGCAGACAGCUGGAAUAGCAAAUAUUUCAGACCUGAAACAGUACUUGAGCUGUAAUUCGGAUUUUGCCAAUUACACACUGAAUAUUGUGGAAGGUGCCUGGGUGUGUGAGGGGCCAUGCAAACAUAACCCCGGUUACUGCAACGCUCACGGAGACUGUGUGAACGUGAAAACCGGUCCGAUGUGCCUAUGCUACAAGUCUUCUUUUCAAGAAUACUAUGGACCGCAGUGCGAGCUUUUCCGCAGAGGUGCAGGGUUUUACGGCGCUCUCUUCGGGAGUUUAGGAGCCGCCCUUCUUCUUUUCAUCACCGUGACAAUCGGGAUUGUAGUAGUACGACUGAAGCGCAGGAAAUGCUGGUCUCUAAGCAGCAGUCACGAUUCGAGGAGGUCGAACUUGUUUGAGGACUACUUCUUCGACUUCAGCGACAGAGGUCUUCAGAAAUACACUUUUCAUGAAGAUCUACGAGAGGCAGAGGCCGGAGUGUUUAGGUCACAUUUUGGGAACGUUGAUAUGGAUUCGAAUGUAAGGUGAAGGUACAAUAACAGAAGUGAAGCCAUGAUUUUCUGGAGAUCUUCGAGCUAUGCUGUCUUCCAUAUAGAGUUAUUAAUGAUGAACAAAAACUAUUAUAAUUAUCUCUAAAUCAAAGAUUUUAGUCUGACACGUGAAAUGAUUACACUUAGUCCAGAUUUGCGGGUUACAUUGCCUUUUUUUUGGGAAAAUAUAAAUAAUAGCUAAUAAAUUAUUACAUAAGUCAACACACAUUUAUUUCUAUACAAAUUCCUUAUGUCAUGUAGUUCAGAGUUACCUGGAUGGACGGUAUGAACAUGAACUAGCCUCCACUGCUGCUCUACGUGUUGAUUGUUCUUCUUCUCGGAGAAGGUCUUGAGAAACUUCUUGUAUUACUGUGCAUUCGAGUCCUCAUGGAUAGUUCGUAUUUACGAGUUGUGGAAGUCGGAAUUACGACGUGGAGUCACCUUGGUCGGAACAAAAAUGAGGUCUCAAUUAACUAAAAAAUGUUUUUAGUAUUUCAGGAUGAAACGAAGCAGUAAGAAUGCGCAUUAGUUGUCUUUGGAUUUUUUUUAUGUUUUGUUGUUGUUGUUUUUAAUCUGAAAUCAGUUUCUGAGACGAGUAAACAUUCAGUUUAAACGAAUUUACCGUCAGCUCAGCAGGUUGUUGAGCUUUCGCCGGCUUGGUUUCGGCACCAAUAAAUAAGAAUCUUUCCGACAUGACAGUUACACCCUGAAAGCAGCUGAGUGUGAGGUAGAUCUAUUCUUUAAAAGCUUUAAUAAGUUUCUCUCACAGGUGUGUUUAAUUUAUUAAUGAGUUCUGUUCACAUCCAAGCUGACUGGAAAAGCAUCCAUUUACAAUCCUGGUGUAAAGAUUUACACAACUUUUUUCUACUGUGACAGAGAUCAGAUUUUGUCAUUGCGCAUGCGUACAAGGCCAAGAAAUGCAGUUAUAUAUUAUAUAUUAAGUCCAGGAGAAACUAGUAUAUAAACUAGUAUAUAAGCAGUUAAAUAAUUAUCAAUAUUUUAUUUGGGGUACUGCCCGAUUACAACAACUAUUUUUUAAAACGUUUUUAAUGUUAUAAUUUCUGCUUGGCAUAAAAUAUUUACCAUCCUCGCUAUUUGAUUAAUGAUCUUUGAUUAGAUUUAAUCUUAUUUCACGGUGCACUUGAAGUCUGGGUUCUGACUGGUCAGAGGGUGUUGAUUCAUUUUCAGUAUUAACAUUUAAGGUUAAACUAAAACAGAAGCUUUUCUGUAAGGAGGCGUUUAACAUGUAGGGAAGGAGUCUCUUUAUAGCUGCUAUAACGUAAGUGAGAAGCGGAAUUAUAUGACCUACCACUGCUCUGCUAUUAAAGGGACUGAAACACUUCUGGAUGUGGUGUACAUGGAAAGAAAUAGUAUCUCCAUCCAUCACGCCACACCUUUGUUGAUUAUUUUCACUAGAGGGCAGUAUAGGUUAAUGAAUUCUCUCACUGUAUAUUGCACUUUGUCCUCUGUAUGUUUAUAAAGAUAUUUCACAUAUGUAGAUCUAUUCACUCUGUAUUAUCUUACAAUAAUAAAUAAACAUGUUAAAAGACCUGAGUAAUAAACUGCACUGUUUAUGUAUCCUGGCAAUUGAUUGCACACCAAUAAUGAAAUGUUACGCCUCACUGGGGAGUCACCUAUCGACAUGUGACAACUGAAAAUCGUCACUGGCGUAGGUUCUACACCACUGUGGAUCUGAACUGAUGAAAGUGAUGAAAAAAAAAAAGGUGAAACACCAAAAAGAUUUUCCCUCAGCUGUUGUUUGGAGGAGAUAGGUGAACAAGUGAAGUCCAUCUCACCUCAAGCUCAAAUCCCAGGCCUUAAGCAAGGCCCUUAACCCUCAACUGCUCACUUGUAUAAAAAUGAGAUAAAAUCUAAGUCACCAAAUGCCUUAAAUGCAAAUGGCAGGGCUGUGUAAACCCUCUGCUCUGAGAUCUAACUGUGUGUCACUUGGGAUGAGGUUGUAGUGGUGAUUUUGAAGGCCAUUUUUAUUCUCAUCAAAACCAUACUGUGAGCCCUUGUGCCUUGUGGGAAGGGGAGGAGUCAUCCUGGAAGGAACCACACCCGUCAUCACGGUCUAAAGAUGAUCAGUAAGGAGAACUUGGACAAAUGGAUGGAUUGAUACUGAUGCCUCUUCCUUUUAAUUAGUUGCCUGUCUGUAGAUGUAGAUGCCCCAAAACGUUCACCUAUUGUGCAGUGAACUUUGUAGAAAUAGCCUUUAUGCAUUUCUAAUCCAUCAUAGUAAGUUACAUUACAGCCAAACAUUACAAUAUUAAUGCUCUCGCCUUGGGGCUUCGUUCAGUAAGUCUCAGAGGGAAGACUGGAUUCAUGGUUGAAUAAUUGGUUCAAUUAUUAAACGGUAAUAAAUUGUGGUGUACCACCAGCAGAGCGCUCACUAACUAACGCCUAAAGCCAGACCAGAGAUGAAUUUGGGUCACUGUGCCUGUGGUGCGGUUAAUGGGCUGUAGAAAGAGGAAAGAGCUGCAGCAGGGUGUGUGGCUUCGAGCACACGGAUCCACUGACACCCGUACAGGAGGGACGUCAGCGUGUCAGUAAGAGGGUCAGAUUACCUGACGUUCAUCAUGACACUUCAUCAUGUGACAAAUAAGAUUUCGAAACUUUUCCGAGUAUUUGGUAUCAAUGACGACUCAACAGUUCAAGCUUUGGUCUACCAAAGCUUACAGAAGGUUGUGUGCUCCUGGUACCAAGUCUCAGGACUUCCAAGAACACUGCUAGACAUAAUCUGAGGUUAAGAUUAAAAUAUAGGUUGUAUUUAAAGUGAUAAAUAUGCUCAAUAUAUAACAUAUUCAGUCACACAUUCACAUAAUGUAUGCAAAUCUAACAUCUUUGGAAGGAUUCUCCAGUGUCAGUGCUUUGAGUUUCAGCAUUAAAGGUCUAUUACAUGACAACCUGUGUUUUAUUAUUCAUCUUAUUUACUUAGAAAUUGCAGGAAAAAAGCUUUAUAGCUGCUAAAAUCUAUGAGCUCCUGGAAUAAACGUGUUACAUGGAUGUUCCACAACAUUAAGUGUUUUUUAAAACUGAGAAAAUAAACUUCGGCACACGCGGUUUUAGGAAAAACAAUCAUCUUCGGGGGUUUUAAACAGGACAGGAAGUCUGCUUCAUCGCACCCGGGCUGUUGUGUAUUAUUCAUUACUUAUUUACUGCAUCAGGGAACAUUAACAAGCCAAAGUUCCACCUUAAUCACCUGUAAUGCUUUUAAUCUUUACACAGCUAAGGUGUACUUAUUGAUAUUUCUUUAAAUGUUAACUGCAUAUGCAUUACAUUCUACAGGAAAUUAACAUAAAUUACACUGGUGUUGAAGUCAGGUGUAAAAUUAUUGGCACCCUGCAUAUCCUUCCUGAAGGAAAUUCUCCUCCAAACACACCAAUUAAAGCAUUAUUACACAGUAUGAAGGCUAAUGAAGGUUUACAUUACAAUGAAUAAAUAUUGUGUAUUAAUUCUAAAGUUUUUGGCUUGGUGUAUGGUAAUAAAACCUGUCACAGUUUUAGCAUUAGCAGCAGAAACAAAUUACUGUAUUAUUCAUGAAUAUGACCAUUAAUAAUGAUGAGGUCGCCAUGGUAACAGUCCCUAUCAGCUGUUUUCCCCGUU
Molecule: messenger RNA, 24403 nt
Organism: Hemibagrus wyckioides
Lineage: Eukaryota; Metazoa; Chordata; Actinopteri; Siluriformes; Bagridae
Product: mucin-17-like
Exons: 10
Coding region: 72-20795 (6907 amino acids)
Source: RefSeq, a predicted model, not a curated record